Messenger RNA from Toxorhynchites rutilus septentrionalis, 5091 nucleotides. RefSeq lists its product as uncharacterized. The transcript has a single exon. The coding region runs from base 1 to 5091 and encodes 1696 amino acids. The record is from RefSeq and is a predicted model, not a curated record. Gene Ontology annotation, biological process: DNA integration. NCBI's taxonomy places the organism in Eukaryota, Metazoa, Arthropoda, Insecta, Diptera, Culicidae. Gene Ontology annotation, molecular function: zinc ion binding; nucleic acid binding.
AUGGAUCAUAAUUUACGAGAUUUGCUGAAGCAGGAACGGUUUUUACGCAAGAAGUUCGACACGGUACGAAAUUUCCUACAUAACUUCGACGCAGAUCAACAUAAUUGCCAAUUGGACGUUCGACUACAGCGGCUCGAGGAAACUUUUAAGGAGUUCCAGAUCGUACGUCAAAGGAUCGAGUUACUCGCAGAAGAAGAAAGUGAGCAAACACCACCCGAGCCUAAGGAGACGGAAAAAGAAUGGGCAGAACGCGUAACCGGUUUGAACUUAGCCAGAGAAGAAGAAAAUUGGAAGGUACUGUCCGAGAUGGAAGAAAUUUUCUGCACUUUGAAGGGUGAAAUUAUGUCCCUGAAGCAACAUGAGCGUCGGUCAGAACCAACUGUAAGAUCAUCAACCACAGAAUUUGGUGAGACAUCGGUAGGACUAUCUCGUAUGAAACUCCCAGACAUCCGCCUACCAACUUUCAGUGGGCAACUGAAAGAAUGGAUGAUAUUCCGUGACAAUUUUCAGAACCUGAUUCAUCGAAAUAACCAGUUGAUGCCCAUGGACAAGUUUACGUAUUUGCAAUCCUCACUGAUAGGAGAGGCGUUAAAGGCAAUUGACUCUGUGGAGUUAUCAGCAGUUAAUUAUGAGGUGGCGUGGACGUUGUUACAAAACCGUUAUGAGAAUCGUAAAUUGAUUGUAAAAGCUUAUCUAGAUGCCUUGUUCGCUGUGGAGAGUAUGAAGAAAGAAAGUUACGAUUCACUGAAUCGGCUAAUCAGCGAUUUCGAGAUGAAUCUCAUGAUGUUGGACAAAGUGGGGGAACCAACAGCUAACUGGAGCACAUUGUUGGUUCAUAUGAUGUGUACGCGACUAGAUGGGACAACUCUCCGACAUUGGGAGUCUCACCAUAACUCCAAAGACGUGCCUAGCUAUGAGAAACUAAUCCAGUUUCUUCGAAACCAUUGUUCGGUUUUACAAUCGGUUGCUGGUAACAAGCCAGUACCGAUGGAAGAUAAGCGAUCCAAGAUAUGUAUCAGUCAUACGACCACUCACACUUUUAAUAAAUGUUUUUUCUGUGGAGAAGCGUUUCAUUCUGCCUUCCGUUGUAUGAAGUUUUUAAAAAUGAAGACUUCCGAACGAGUGGAAAUAUCCCGUCGACACGCGCUGUGUCUCAACUGUCUGUCACCUGGUCAUCAAGCUCGUGUCUGUAACAAGGGAUCCUGUCACCACUGUCGACAGAAGCACCACUCGCUGUUGCACACAAACUCAUACCCGGUCAAUUCCUCUGUCGCGCAAUCAAGAAGUCAAACCACCAAUCAACAGCAGUUACAAACACCUCGAUCGAACCUCAACCAACCGAUACACACUCAGACGACACAAACACGCACAAACUCACUCCCAGUUAUACACUCCAACAUCAGCCAAUCACCUACCACCACAAAUCAGUCAUGCACGUGUAGAAAUACUGUCGCGCUUCCUGUCAGUACUAAAACCCAUUCUAAAGAAGUUCUUCUGUCAACCGCCAUCGUUCGAGUAGUAGACCGUUUCGGAAAUACUCAACUAGCUAGAGCUCUGCUAGAUUCGUGCUCACAGUUUUGUUUUAUGACCGUACAAUUCUGUCAGAAGUUGAGUUUCAUACAGAAGCCGAAGUAUCUAACGGUUCAAGGUAUUGGAGGAUCCAAGGCAGUGUCACGAAAAAUAGCUGUUGCAACCAUAGCGUCACGAUCCGAUCAGAUUUCGACGUACAAUUCUGAGAUGAAGUUCUUCGUGCUUCCGGAGCUUACUGUUUCACUACCAACCUCGAAGAUUAAUGUCAGCCAUUGGAGGUUUCCUGAAGAUAUUGUGUUGGCUGAUCCUACAUUUUUUGAACCCGGUCGUGUGGAUAUUAUCAUUGGAGCUGAACACUACUACGAUCUUCUCGAGGAGGGUCGUAUGAGACUUGCCGACGACAGUCCAGUAUUACAAAACUCUGUCUUCGGCUGGAUAGUUUCCGGGUCGGUUCCCGUUGAAGAAAGGAUUCAGCAGUCAACCGUAGCCUACACGUGUACACUUGCAGAUGUACACAAUCAAUUAACGAAGUUUUGGGAGGUGGAGACCUGUCGUUCCAAUAGCAUACAAUCAGUAGAAGAAACAGUAUGUGAAAACCUUUUUGACCAAACAACUACUCGGGAUAAAUCCGGUAGAUUCGUAGUGAGCUUACCGAAAAAGGAAUUCGUCAUCAAGCAAUUAGGAGAGUCACGUAAUACAGCGAUGAAACGGUUAACUGGAAUGGAGAGACGUUUCCAGUCAAACCCUGGAUUGCAAUCCGCGUACCGAGAAUUUAUGAGUGACUAUGAAAGGCGCGGACAUAUGCGACAAGUUAACGAACCCAACGAUGAAGCUCCUGUCUACUACCUCCCUCACCACGCGGUUCUGAAACCCGAUAGCACAACGACCAAGCUUCGUGUUGUGUUUGACGCUUCAUGCAAAACGACAACUGGGGUUUCAUUGAACGACGCACUGAUGGUUGGACCGGUCGUACAAGACGAUCUAUUGUCUAUUGUAAUUCGUUUCCGUUUCCAUAAAAUAGCAAUAGUUGCGGACAUAGAAAAAAUGUAUCGUAUGAUACAGAUGCAAUGCACUGAUCAACGUCUGCAACGCAUACUUUGGAGAGAUUCCUCCGACGCACCUAUUCUUACAUAUGAAUUAUCCACCGUCACGUAUGGCACUGCGGCAGCUCCCUAUUUAGCCACCAAGUGUCUGAAACGAUUAGCACAAACCGGAAGAUCUACAUAUCCCCAUGCAGCGGAAGUUUUAGAGAAAGAUUUUUACAUGGAUGAUCAGUUGACAGGAACCGAAAACCUUGAAGAAGGAAAACAGUUGAUUCGCGAAAUGCAAGAGCUGAUGGCGUCUGGUGGAUUCAUUCUACGAAAGUGGAACUCGAAUUGUCGAACGUUACUUGAGGAUCUACCCGCAGACUUGGUAGAUGACCGUGCCACGUUUGAGCUGGAUUCUUCCAACUCUCCCGUUAAAACCUUAGGUCUAUUAUGGGAACCUAGGUCAGAUAAAUUCCUGUUCACAUCUCCCAAAUGGAACAGCGAAACCGUCUUUACCAAACGUAUAGUUCUCGCUGACGCUGCGCGCCUGUUUGACCCGUUAGGACUAGUGGGUCCUGUGGUAGUCUUAGCGAAAAUAUUUCUACAAGAGAUCUGGAAACGGAAAUGUGAUUGGGAUGAUCCGCUUCCAGACGAUAUGCAAUCGUUCUGGAUGGAUUAUCGACGAAACCUGCGAGCACUCUCAUCAUUAUCAGUACCCCGAUGGGUGCAAUUUUCGAAAAACUUGGAGUUCGUCGAGAUACACGGAUUCUGCGAUGCAUCCGAUAAGGCUUAUGGAGCCUGUAUUUACCUUCGUUGCACGUCUAGUGAUGGUUCCGUGGAAGUAAAUCUUAUUACCGCAAAGUCCAAGGUCGCUCCCUUGGAAGACCUCAAACGAAAGAAAAGGAAGCAGACCAUUCCCCGUUUAGAGUUAUCCUCAGCACUUCUCCUGAGUCACCUAUACGAAAAAGUCAUCUCCAGCACAAACCUACAGCAAACCGCAACGUUUUGGACAGAUUCGACCAUCGUAUUAUGUUGGUUGUCUUCUUUACCAUCACGAUGGCAAAUGUUCAUAGCAAAUCGUGUGUCCGAGAUCCAGCACAUCACGAAAGGUAGUCACUGGAAACACAUUGCAGGUGUAGAGAACCCAGCAGACAUAAUUUCCCGAGGAAUGUCUCCCAUCCAACUUCAGGAUCAGCGUUUGUGGUUCAAGGGGCCUCUCUGGCUGUGCCAGGAGAAGAGUUUAUGGCCAUCCAACAAACCAAGAGAAACAAUUGAUUCCUCACUUCUGGAAGAGAAAUCAAUCAUAGCGUUACCCACGAUAAUAGAGCAGCCUAACGAAAUAUUCUCGUUGCGUUCAUCGUUAUUUGAACUGACUCGUGUAGUUGCAUUAAUAAAUCGAUUCAGACAUAAUUGUCAGCCUAACGGAAACCAACCCAAACUCACAGGAUUCCUCACACACGCUGAGCACGAACAUGCUAUGAUUAUACUGAUUCGGCUCUCCCAGAGCGAGUCGUUUGCAGCUGAGAUUUCCGCUUUGCGAAAGGGUCAUCAAAUAUCAGCCAGUUCAUCGAUUGCUACGUUGAACCCAAUACUUAUCGAUGAUGUUCUUCGUGUUGGCGGCCGGUUGAUGAACGCGGCGAUUUCCUCAGAUAGAAAACAUCCCAUUAUUCUCAGUCAUCGACAACCACUCACUAAGUUGAUAAUGGUACAAUACCACCGAAAACUUUUUCACGCAGGGCUGCAGCUAUUGGUUUCCACCGUACGUGAAAAAUACUGGCCUACCCGUAUUAGACGACUAGCAAACACAGUACUUCACGAGUGCGUAUCCUGUUUCCGCACCAGACCGAAGGUUCUGGAUCAAUUAAUGGCGGAUCUACCAUCUGAACGUGUGUCUCCGGCUCCUCCAUUCUUGAAGGUUGGGGUCGACUAUUGUGGACCGUUCCCUGUUGUUUAUCCUGGACGUCGCGCUGUUCCAAGGAAAUCCUUCAUCGCUAUUUUUGUUUGCCUGGUGACGAAGGCGGUGCAUUUGGAGCUCGCAGGAGAUUUGACCAGUGAAGCCUUCCUUGCAGCCUUCAAGCGAUUUAUAGCCCGUAGAGGAAAACCUGCUGUAGUAAUGUGUGAAAACGCCCUCAAUUUCGUGGGGGCCAGACGAGAGUUGGACGUACUACGUCAGCUUUUUUUGAAUCAACAGUUCCAGGAAUCAGCGGUUCGUGAAGCAGCUCAAGAUGGCAUAGACUUCCGGUUUAUUCCUCCUCGAUCACCUAACUUCGGAGGACUUUGGGAAGCAGCGGUGAAGUCUUUCAAAACGCAUUUCAAAAGAUCCAUCGGUGUUCGAGUUUUACAGCAUGAUGAAAUGCAGACAGUUGUGGUUCAGAUAGAAUCCGUGCUAAAUUCCCGUCCGUUGACUCCAAUUAGUAAUGAUCCCAACGAUUAUGAAGCGCUAACCCCGGGACAUUUCCUUGUCCAGAGACCUCUGUCAGCUAUACCGGAACCGUGUCUCCAAGAAAUACCAGAGAACAGACUCUCUGUGUGA